This is a messenger RNA of Alligator mississippiensis (American alligator), 4420 nucleotides long. It is a transcript of the gene ZC3H12D, whose product is annotated as zinc finger CCCH-type containing 12D. Gene Ontology annotation, cellular component: nucleus; cytoplasmic ribonucleoprotein granule. Gene Ontology annotation, molecular function: mRNA binding; metal ion binding; RNA endonuclease activity. Gene Ontology annotation, biological process: 3'-UTR-mediated mRNA destabilization; nuclear-transcribed mRNA catabolic process, RNase MRP-dependent. The transcript is spliced from 6 exons. The record is from RefSeq and is a predicted model, not a curated record. Lineage: Eukaryota; Metazoa; Chordata; Crocodylia; Alligatoridae. Bases 126 to 2006 code for a protein of 626 amino acids.
UGGGCUUCAGACUUCAGCUGGGUGCACUAGUGGGACGCUGUUUCCCUGACACAGAGAUUGUGAUAUCUGAUGUGCAGUGCUGCCUACAAGAGCAUUCUCUAAAAGGAAAACAAAAGCUUGCUGAGAUGUCCUUGUCUGGCAAACCAGUAACAGCACGCCACAGGAGAGGUCCUGCUGCAGAGAUGGACGUACAGCAGGGCAAGCUGGAGUUUUUCUGUAAGCUGGGCUAUGUCAAGCAGGACAUCUUCAAAGUGCUGGAGAAUCUGGGCCAAGAGGCCCUAGAAGAUGAUGUGCUGAAAGAACUGAUCCGGAUGGGGAGCAGACCUCAGGCCCAUGGCAGUCAGGCUCAGCACCCACUCCCAAAACUUGUUGCCCGUGGAUCAUGUAGCACUCUGGCAGUGCCCAAACGGCCUGAAGAGGACACAGCUGACUCUUCCAGUAACUUGAGACCCAUUGUGAUUGAUGGCAGCAAUGUUGCUAUGAGUCAUGGGAACAAAGAAGUGUUCUCAUGCUGGGGAAUUCAGCUGGCGGUGGACUGGUUCAGAGAAAGAGGUCAUAAAUACAUCAAGGUCUUUGUCCCAACCUGGCGAAAGGAACCACCGCGAUUUGAUAGCCCUAUUACAGAUCAGCACAUUCUCGAAGAGCUUGAAAAGCAAUCAAUCCUUGUGUACACCCCAUCCCGCAAAGUGAAAGGGAAGAGAGUGGUCUGCUAUGAUGAUCGCUACAUAGUUAAAGUGGCCUAUGCCAAAGAUGGGGUUAUUGUUUCCAAUGACAACUAUCGGGAUCUCCAGAAUGAGAAUCCUGAGUGGAAGUGGUUCAUUGAGCAGCGACUCCUCAUGUACUCCUUCGUCAGUGACAAAUUUAUGCCUCCUGAUGACCCCUUAGGCCGCCAUGGACCCACUCUCACUAAUUUCCUCAGCAAAAAGCCUGCCCUUCCUGAACCAAAAUGGCAGCCCUGUCCGUAUGGGAAAAAAUGCACAUAUGGCAGCAAGUGCAAAUUUUACCACCCAGAAAGGCAGUAUCAUGCUCAGCUGUCUGUUGCUGAUGAGCUCCGAGCCAAAACAAAGGCUUCCUUGUUAAGCGUGGGGGCAGAGGAAGAGUUGAAGACCACCCCUCCUACAGGCAGAGGCGAGACUGCAUCCCAUGACACUUGCCCCAAGAGGCAGCAGGAAUCCAGUGGCGUGAGGGGCAACAGCUCUGUGCAGAGCUUUACAGUCGAUCCCCACUGUGUGGAGUGGACCCAAAGGAGCUACAUGGAGGAUUCAGUGAGGGCCUGGGCAGACAGGUCUCAAAGCAAGCUGGAACCUGAACAAAGGUCAUUUCUGCAAGACCCAUUGAGAGAUCAAAGGCUCAUAGAAAAGCAGCUCUCCAUGUUAUCACUUGGUGACCAAAUAUACAGUGAAAGUGGGCCAGCAGGCACGUUGCAAGCUGAGGACGGGGUGGACGGUCCCCAUCAGUGCUGGGAUCUUAGACACAGUUCAUACUUCACUCCCCACUGCCACAGUGUGGAAUGCACGUGCUUACAGGGGUGUCAUUUCCACCCAAGUUCUCAUCUGGGUAGGUACCCAGCUCAUGGCGGGGCUCAGCCCUGCUGCAAUAUGCAGAUGCAAGCAGUCCAGAAUCAGCGAAUCCUUUAUGGCCCUGACAGCUCUCAAGCCAGACGAGGCCUGUAUUCUUCCAUGGCCCCCCUGAGCGACCCCUUUCCAUACAGCAAGCAUGAAGAUGCACGGUACCAAAAGUAUUUAUUGAGCCAGCCUCCAGUUCAGCCAUUUCUGUUAGAGUCUGGUAAGCGGUCUGGCUCCUUUCCCAGGGUGGAUGGUUGUCCACAUGGUGAAUUCCGGCAGAGCCGUGCUCCGGGCCCUCUGGCUGGUGAGCGGGCACGCAUCCAUACAGCGCUGUGCUCCAUGUUCCCUUAUAACGAUGUGGAUCGAGUUAUGUCCUUGUACCCUGAUCUUGAGGACGUGUCUAGCUUAAUAUUAUUAAUUCAAAGACACAGGAAUUUAUGAAGCAGUGGAGAUUCUCUCCCUGCUUCGGUGCCUAAAACAGAAGCAAAAAAUGCAGGACACCUCACCCCACUGGGGAGAGCUGUGUCCAGGGAGAGGGAAGGCUCCUGUUCCCUGCUCAGGCAGCAACUCACUGUAUAGCCUUGGGCAAAUCACCUAGCAUCAAGUUGUGACAGGCAGCCACUGGCAUCUGAAGGAGGUGGGAGGGAGGGGACUGUGACUCAGGGAGUAAUUCCCUCCUUGAGGCACAAUCUUUACCAAUUAUAUCAGGUGCAGAGGGACACUGCACAAUCCUUAGGAUUCCCCCUCAGGCAGAAGGUGCACACUGCCAGCCUUUAUGGAGGGGGAGCUGUUGUGUCUUCUCUCCCCCAACUCUUGAGGUGCCAGGUAUCUCUGACCAUGCAGCAGUAAAAAUAGCACCCUGCCCAGCACGCAGGCACCACAAUUGUGGCAGGACUUUGGCAGACUCUUCACCCACUCAGGGCUUUAACUUUUCUCCUCUUUACUUGCUCCUUGGGCUCCUAAUGCUUUGUUACAGGUCUCUGAGGUGGGAAAGUUGAGUUAAGCACCUUUAAAAUGCACAUUAGGAAUCUGUUGGAAGAGGGUCUAGCAUUGCAAAGGUACAUGAGGCAAGGACCAGAUACAAAUUUGUACCUCUGGAUGAUGGACCUACUGAUGCAGACACUUCCGAGAACAGUAGGGUGGAUUUUCACGGAAGGAGGCCCAUUCUUUUUAAGGAAAUCCCCUCAAAAAAUCUGACUUACUUAAGUGUGACAACUGACCAGGGAAGACCACAGGGUAUCAGUACCACACACAAAAAAAAAUUUCUUUGUUUUGCAAAGACUCAUUUUUCUUUGUCUUAACCCUCCAGUUACUCUGCUUAUGUGAUACUAGUUGGCUCGGCAGAGUGAGGCUCUACUUGCCAUUCCUGUGCUUGGCAAAUUCAGAGCAAUGACAGGAAAUAAUGCCCGCUCUUUUACCUACCUGAAAAUCUAUGUCAUUGGAAACCCAGGACAGUUGAUCCCAGAUGUGUUACUGCACAAUUUGAUCUGAUCUGGGGUGGGGGGGCACUUCAGACAAGGAAAAAUCCUUCUUAUUUAUUCUGAGAAAGGAGAUGUAUUCAACUUAAGGAGGAUGAGUCAAACAUCCCUAGGCCCCAGUAUAGUCCAGCUUUAAAAUCCUAGCCUACAGGCUUAGUUACUGCAUUUGAAUAAUUCUCCCUGCAAGCACUGGGCAAAUUUUGCUACGUGGGAGCCCUGUGCAGAUGGACAUUACUUUGUGGACAUAGGCCACCACCGUUAAUCACAUAAUAUGGUAUGUUAUCUAACAGUAGUUCAACCUCCCCACUAUGAGGCAGAUGGCUCUUUAUUGUUCUGCAUCAUCUUAAGUAAUGACAGCACUUAAGUUUCACGCCAGACCAGUUGCAUCCCCAGUGAAUGACUAAAAAAUUUGCUUAGAGACAGGGAGAUCAGAAGUGGAUGCCAAGCAUACUUCAAAAGAGCAUUUUAAACCACCACUCUUGAUCUAAUAAAUACUACCAUCUUAACAGUAAGUGUUAUGCCACACUGUACUUAAGCCAUGAAAAUUAAACUUUGAUUAGGGUCUUUAUCCUAAAGCCCCAUUAGACUUCUCCCUCCCCCUACCUCCCAGGAGACAACAAUAAAGAUAGUGAGCCAAAAACCCAUUAGGUUUUUCAUACAAGAAAAUAUUGACCUUUUAUGUUCCAAAUAGGUUCCAAAUAUGGCCUUGUAAUGUGAUUAUAUAGCUGGUUUGUGGAUAUAACUGUUUAAGCUGUGUUCCUUUGGGACGUGGUUGAUUUUGGUAAGCUGUAAAGCUGCUACUCUAUGCGCAGUUCCAUGUCAUUCUUUAGGUUACAAAAUCUCUUAUCUUAAAGUUGACCCUGGAAGGGUUUUUUUGGAAUUUUACCAAAGUCUGAGUAUGUUUGUGAGAUGUUGUAGGAUUACUGAAGUACAAAUUAAACAUUUUUCAAUCUGGCAAAUAACUUUUUAACCUCAGUUCCUCCAAUUAAUAUGUUUAAACAGAGCUGGCCUUAGGGGUGGGGGAUGUAGGAGAUUGCCCAGGGCAUCACGGACAGGGCACACCCCCCCACACACAUGAUGUCACCCUUUUCCCCAGGGAGCCCUUGUGGCCCCCAGCUGAGCCUGGCCGGCUCAGCAGGGGGAGUGGAGUGGAGGGAGGCCACCCUUCUCCCUUGCUCCCUCUCUCCAGUGUCCACGGUCUGUGAGCGUCCCUCCUUCCAGAGACAGGCAGCUUCCUCUCACCCCUCUGCCUCCAGCAGGAGCUGGGCGACUGCCAUCAACAAUUCAUCAUCUCCCAAAAGCAGGAGUGAGUGUCAGCAGCAAUAACUAGGGACCUACUUAGUUUGCGAUUUCAUGGAAACUGUGAAAUCAGUUGAU